AUGUCACUCGCUCAGUCUCUGCAAUCUCAACUAUGCUCGGUGGCAAGGCAGAGCCCCUCCCUGGCGAAGAAGAUUCAUGCACAAAUCAUAAAAGCUGGUCUCAACCAACAUGAACCCAUCCCAAACACACUUUUAGAUGCAUACGGCAAAUGUAGUCUUGUCGAAGACGCACUUCAACUGUUCAAUGCAUUGCCUCGCCGAGACCCAGUCGCAUGGGCCUCCCUCCUCACCGCCUGCAACCUCGCCAACCGCCCUCACCGCGCUCUUUCGAUCUCACGCUCCCUUCUCACCGCCGGCUUCCACCCCGACCACUUCGUCUUCGCCUCCCUCGUCAAAGCUUGUUCUAACUUAGGUGCUCUUCACGUGAAACAAGGGAAACAAGUGCAUGUUCGCUUCUUACUCUCACCAUUCUCCGAUGAUGACGUUGUCAAGUCAUCUUUGGUCGAUAUGUACGCGAAAUUCGGCUUGCCCGAUUACGGGCGUGCUGUUUUCGACUCCAUUUCUUCGUUGAAUUCGAUUUCUUGGACUGCCAUGAUAUCUGGGUAUGCGCGGAGUGGACGAAAGUUUGAGGCUUUUCAAAUGUUUCGUCAAACUCCGUAUCGAAACUUGUUUGCUUGGACUGCUUUGAUUUCCGGGUUGGUGCAGAGUGGGAAUGGUUUUGACGCGUUCCACAUGUUUGUUGAAAUGCGGCAUGACGGGGUUAGUGUUACAGACCCGUUGGUUCUUUCCAGUGUGGUUGGUGCUUGUUCUAAUCUAGCUCUUUGGGAGCUGGGUAAACAGAUGCACGGCUUGGUUAUAGCCCUUGGCUAUGAGUCUUGCUUGUUUAUAAGCAAUGCACUUGUAGAUAUGUAUGCCAAAUGCAGUGACCUUGUUGCUGCAAAGUAUAUCUUCUUUGACAUGUGCAAAAAGGAUGUGGUUUCUUGGACUUCAAUAAUAGUUGGCAGCGCCCAACAUGGGCAGGUUGAGGAGGCUCUGGGUCUGUAUGAUGGCAUGGUUUUGGCUGGACUUAAGCCAAAUGAGGUGACCUUUGUUGGGUUGAUUCAUGCAUGUAGUCAUGCUGGCCUGGUUAGCAAGGGCAGGGCUUUGUUCAGGUCUAUGGUUGAAGAUUACGGAAUUACGCCCUCCCUUCAGCACUAUACUUGUUUGCUCGAUCUUUUAAGUCGAUCAGGGCACCUUGAUGAGGCUGAGAGUCUCAUUAGAACUAUGCCAGUCUACCCUGAUGAACCUACUUGGGCUGCUUUGCUUAGUGCUUGCAAGCGCCAUGGUAACACCCAGAUGGCAGUCAGGAUUGCUGAUCAUCUAUUAAAUUUAAAACCAGAAGAACCUUCUUCUUAUAUUUUGUUAUCUAACAUAUAUGCCGGAGCUGGUAUGUGGGAGAAUGUUUCUAAAGUGAGAAAGUUAAUGAUGGUCAUGGAAGUUAAAAAGGAACCAGGCUAUAGCUGCAUUGACUUGGGAAAGGAGAGCCAUGUGUUUUAUGCUGGACAGACUUCUCACUCAAUGAAGGAUGAAAUUAUAGGUUUAAUGAGGGAGUUGGAUGCAGAGAUGAGGAAAAGGGGCUAUGCUCCUGAUACUAGCUCGGUUUUACAUGAUAUGGAUCAACAGGAGAAGGAAAGACAACUCUUCUGGCAUAGUGAGAGGUUGGCUGUGGCUUACGGACUUCUAAAGGCUGUUCCAGGGUCUGUUAUACGUAUAGUGAAAAAUCUUCGUGUUUGUGGAGAUUGUCAUACUGUUCUGAAACUCAUCAGCACUAUAACAAGUAGGGAAAUUUAUGUCCGAGAUGCCAAAAGAUAUCACCAUUUUAAGGAUGGCAACUGUUCUUGCAAUGACUUCUGGUGA
This is a messenger RNA of Sphenostylis stenocarpa, 1836 nucleotides long. NCBI's taxonomy places the organism in Eukaryota, Viridiplantae, Streptophyta, Magnoliopsida, Fabales, Fabaceae. The record is from the annotation of a GenBank genome assembly.